Molecule: messenger RNA, 1743 nt
Organism: Chrysochloris asiatica (Cape golden mole)
Lineage: Eukaryota; Metazoa; Chordata; Mammalia; Afrosoricida; Chrysochloridae
Gene: DYTN
Product: dystrotelin
Biological process (GO): synaptic signaling
Cellular component (GO): plasma membrane
Molecular function (GO): zinc ion binding
Source: RefSeq, a predicted model, not a curated record
AUGGACCCAGAUAAACAAAAUGCUCUUAAUAAUAUUGAGAAUUCCAUUUAUAGAACAGCCUUCAAAUUACGGUCUGUGCAAACUCUGUGCCAAUUGGACUUGGUUGACAGCUCCCUUAUCCAGUGCCUGCUAGCCUGCCAGCACUUCUAGGAUGCCAGGGAGCACGCCCUCUCGGAGCAGGAGCUUUUUCAGGACCUCCGGGAGUUGUUCCAGGGAGCCAGGGAGGAAAAGCCUGGACAGAUGGAUCCCUGAGUUUCAAAACUCAGUCUGAGCCUCCUUACAGUGAUGUACGACAGCACAGGGACGGGCUUUCUUAAGCUUGCUCCUGCAGCUGCUGCCCUGAUUGCAUUCACAAGGCACAGUCCUCUUACAAAGUACAGAGCUCUUUUUCAGCUCUAUGCAGAAAAUAAUAGAGGACAUUUUGAAUCUGGGGCACACAUGACUCGAAAGAGUUUGAGACACCUACUAACGGAUCUACAGCAGAUCCCAACUGUGGUGGGGGAGAGUCAUGCUCCUUGUUCUGUGGAAAGUGCUACACGCAGCUGUUUCCAAAGGGUGUUGAGCCCAGCAAUCAAAGAAGAUAAAUUCCUAAAUUGGUUGCAGUCUGAGCCACUCCUCCUUCUGUGGCUCCCCACCUUCUACCAUUUAUCAGUCACUGAAAUGGUCACUCACCCAGUUCGGUGUAGUAUCUGUAGAAACUUCCCAAUCAUCGGACAGAGGUAUCGCUGUUUGAAGUGCCUCAACUUUGACAUUUGCCAGGUGUGUUUCAUAUUUGGACUUUACAGCACGUCCCACCAGCAGUCUCAUCCUGUGAUAGAGCACUGCAUUCAGAUAUCUGUGAAGGAAAAUACAAAACUCCUGCUCAGGACCCUCAGAAACCAUCUGCUCCGAAGUCAAAGUAGGAGGAAAGAGGCCCAGAAAAGACAGUGGCUGCUGGACCAGGUGAAUCCAAAGGGUGUGGCUAACCACGCCCACUCCAGGUUCCUUAAAAAACAGUUAAACCGGUGCAAAGACAAGUUGCAAGCAAUAUACACCUCCCAGGAAGAAAAAAACUGCAGAUUUGAAGCAAAGAUUCACCAGCUCACAACCAACCAGGAUAGUCUAUGGACCAAACUGCAGCAGAUGGAACAGGAUCCCCAGGCAGUGUUGCGGUUACCUCACCCUUUAACUUCUUUCUGUCAAAAUAUGGCCUCAAAAAGUGACCAUUCUUUGGCUAAAAGGUUUUGGAGGAGAGGAGAUGCUUCCCAGAUCAAGAAUAGCACUGAGGAGGGCUCCAAAUGGGUACCUGUUCCUAAGCCCAUCAUGAUAGGCAGAAGUCACCCAAGUCAAACAAAUUCCGAACAUGGUCUACUACAUCCAGAGCCACCUGAUGCCAUCUUGCAGCUGAAGGCAGUGCAAAGCAGCGGGACACAAAGCCCAGCCCAAAAGAUGCCAAAGGAGACCCUACUCAGUGCUCAGGGAUGGUCUCGGGACACCCCCCAGUUUGUCCCUGAUGAAAUGAACAGUCCUGCUUUGGCACUUGCUGAAAGGGAAGAUAAGACCAGUAACAUCGAGGACAGAAAAGAUGAGCUGGAGGAAGAGCAACUGCAAGAACUGCUGUCAAAAUAUAUAGAUGCCUGCAUUCCUGAAAUGCCAUCAGAUCCGAAGUCUUCGGUAAGCACGGACCUGUAUUAUGGUGCUGAGCAGGUGAGCAGGGCCUUCUCUGCCCUGAUUGAUCAAAUUACCGUGCCCAACUUGAACUGA